CUAUUCUGAUAAAAAAUAACCAAAUCAUUUUGUUUUGUUUAAUGGAGAUCCUGACUUGAAUUUCAAACAAGCAAUCAACUCCGCCCUUUGCCGGUGGGGGCACCACCGCACCGGCACAGUGCCCAACGGCUGGCCCCCCACCUUCUCAAUGCCCAAUCACAAUCACAACCCAUCUGCUAAUCUAAAUUCUGAUAAAUAUAUUUAACUAAUAAAAUGUUCAUGCAUGUCAUAAAAAAUUAUAUUAUUAAAAACUAUGUUCAAAUACGAAUCCAACUAUAUAAUUUUUGUUGACAUGCAUUAAUAUUUUAUUAGUGAAACCUUUGGUCAAAAUUUGACACAAAUUAGAAAAAAGACCAAUAAACCAGGACGGAGUCAAAAUUACAUAGAAAAUAGCCAAAUCGUUUUAUUUUAUUUAAUAAAAAUUCUGACUUGAAUUUCAAACAAGCAAUCAACUCCGCCCUUUGCUGGUGGGGGCACCGCCGCACCGGCACAGAACCCAACGGCUGGCCCCUUUUUUCUCUUCACGCCCAAUCGCAAUCACAACCCAUCUCCUAAUCUAAAUCGCACUCAAAAUCUAACCCAAAUCCACGGCCCAACUCUGACGGUACGGCCAUGGACUCGUAGAAGUACUCACCAUCGGCGAAUGCAGCACCGCGACCCCGAUCCACUCCGGCGAGCUCCCGAGGCCACUGUCAUGGCCGCGAACAGCUACCACUCCCGCAGCAUGUCGUGGUUCGUCAAGUCCUGCAUCCCUGCCGACCCCGACCGCCACAUCUCCGUCCCCGUCCCAGUCCCCGCUCCUGUCGCUGCUUCAUCCACCACCAGCCUCUGCUUCCCCGCCCAACCACCACCGCCCAUCUCCGCGCUGCCCGACGACCUCAUCCUCGAGUGCCUUGUCCGCGUGCCCAGGGUCUCCCUCCCGCCGCUCCCCGCCGUCUGCCGCCGCUUCGCCGACCUCCUCGCGUCCCACGCCUUCCUCCAGCUCCGCCGCGCGCGCGGCCAGCUCCAGCCCUCCCUGCUCGCCGUCUCCGUCCCCGACCACGGCGGCGCCUUCGCCCAGGCCCUGCUCCAGUUCCGGCCGGAGCAGCAGCAGCUCCAGGUCACCGCGCUGCCGCUGCCGCUGGCUCUGCUGCAUUGCGGCCGCUCCGUGUUCGCGCACGCGCGCGCCGUCGCGCUGGGCCGCGACAUCUUCCUCGUCGGCCGCGGCGCGACGCUGCGGGUGGACGCGCUCACGGGCGCCGCGCGCGCGUGCGCGCCCACGCUGUUCCAGCGGAAGAAGUUCGCGGCGGCCGCCGUGGGAGGGCGGAUCUACGUCGCCGGCGGGUCCGCGCGGACCGCGGCGGUCGAGGAGUACGACCCGGUGGCGGACGCGUGGCGCGUGGUCUCCGAGGCUCCGCGGAGGAGGUACGGGUGCGCCGGGGCCGGGGCAGGAGGUGUGUUCUACGUGGCCGGCGGGGUCGCGGUGUCCGGCGACGGCGCGCGGGCGCUCGGGGCGCACGUGUGCGCCGGGUCGGUGGACGCGCUGCACGUCGCGUCCGGCAGUUGGGCGCGGCCGCGGGCGCUGCCCGGCGGCGGCUGCGUCGUGGGCGCCUGCGGCGUCGGCGACCAUCUCUACGUGGUGGCCAGCCACGCGGUGGAGCUCUCCUUCUGGAGGUGGCACGGCGGUGCAGGUCGAGGCAGCGAUCUCAGAGCUGGUGGCGGGUGGGUGGCGCUCGAGGCCCCGCCCAUGCCGAGGGGGUCGGUGGGGCUGGGCAUGGCGGUGCGCGUGACGAUGGCGGGCAUCGGGCGUGAGACAGUGACAGCCGUAAUGAGCGCGGCGGCAGUCCGGGGCCACAAUGCGGCGGGGGCCGGCCCGUUCGAAGGGAUGGUGCUGGCGUACGACAUCGCCGGCGGCAAGUGGAGCCGCGCGCCGGACCUGCCACCCGGGUUCCGGCGAGCCGCCUGUGCGGGCGUCGAGUGCUGACAGCGUGGGCCACUGACAUUUGUGCCUGUUCGGUGGGUUUCACAUGGUGUGCAAGUAAACACUGGGUUUGUUUGAUUUGAUUUGACUUGAUGCUACAUUUUCGUGUAUUGUUAUUGGGCGGAGGCUGGUUUAUUCGAGUACAGUUCUUCACUA
Molecule: messenger RNA, 2116 nt
Organism: Triticum urartu
Lineage: Eukaryota; Viridiplantae; Streptophyta; Magnoliopsida; Poales; Poaceae
Product: Galactose oxidase/kelch repeat superfamily protein
Molecular function (GO): protein binding
Source: RefSeq, a predicted model, not a curated record